Magnolia sinica is the source of this 2309-nucleotide messenger RNA. Its product is annotated as UPF0481 protein At3g47200-like. The record is from RefSeq and is a predicted model, not a curated record. Lineage: Eukaryota; Viridiplantae; Streptophyta; Magnoliopsida; Magnoliales; Magnoliaceae. The coding region runs from base 891 to 2198 and encodes 435 amino acids. The transcript has 2 exons.
GAUUGUUUCUAAUUUCCAAGGAAACCUGGAUACUGUUUGUUUAAUUGCAAGAAAAGUACCCAAACCCCAAUGGUACAAAUACCAUUUGCCUUGAGAGAUGUAGAAAUUGGAUUCUACUCACUUUGUCCCAUCUUUAUUGGAUGAGAGAUGCUCUGGCUUCUCCUGACUCUCCCAGCACGUGCCCUUGAUGCACGUGUGUGAGAGCUGGGCUUUUCAUUAGUUAGAUAGUCUCAUCAUCAAGUGGGGCCGUAUGUGAAACUAAAUGUUUAAUGAAAGUGACCUAUGGUCUACGUUCGAUGUACAUUUGCUACCCAUCUGAUUGAUUAUAUUGGCUUCAUAAUCUGUCGGCUUGAUGGAUGACCUGGAUCUCAUAUGUGUGAUCCAUUGGCAUGUUUUGGUCCAACUCCUGUGAAUGGUUCUCAAACCUGUUGAAGCUUAGCCCCUCGGCUUCUGACGAGUGUGACUCAGUUGGAACCGAGAGUCCUCUCUGGACAACUCGGUCAACUCAAUAAGACUUAAACUGGACUGAAUCAACUAAGGGAGGAAAUAACCCUUUGAUAUUUGACUCAUUAUCCAUUGAAUUCUGUACCUGAGUGGAUAAUUGUGCGUAAAAAUGCAGGCUGAUGUAUUCUUCAUCUGGGUCCGCAAUGCAGAAGGCAAUGGAUUAGCUCAAUGUACAUCUGCAGCACACCUGAUGAGUCCUGUCAAUGAGAAAAUAAAAGUUCAGAUAACCACUUUCUAAAGAAAAGAACAACAAUAGCAAUAACGAGAAGAAGAAAAGAACAAUAACAACUACCACUUCUCAAAGAAAAGAACAACAAUAGCAACAAUGACCACAAUAAAAAGAACGGAACAGGGACUUGAAUUCUCACUGUAAAGGUGAUUGAAAGAUGGAAACAAUGGAAUACAAGAACUGGGUUGUCAAUGUUAAGGAGGAGGUCGAACGUAUGAGUAUCUCCAACGAAGAGGAGAUCUGGAAGAAGCAUUCCAUUUACAGGAUACCGACGUGGUGCGCGGAUCUCAACCGCAAGGCUUACAUGCCUCAGGUGGUCUCUUUUGGGCCCUACCAUUAUGGCGAGACCCACCUGAAACCCAUGGAAGAACACAAACGUAGGGCUCUCGUUCACUUACUCAAGCGAACAAACAAGCCCAUUAAGCAUUACUUGGCUGCAAUGAAGGAAGUCUUGCAGCAGCUGAUGGACUCUUUUGAGCAGCUUGACGAGGAAUGGAGGGAUAGUGAGAAGUUCCUCCUGCUGAUGAUUUUAGAUGGGUGUUUCAUGCUCGAGAUCUUGCGCUCGGCUGAUGAGAUCUCCAACAACUACGCUUCCGACGACCCGAUUUUCGGCAAUCAUGGUAAACUCUAUAAUAUGCCUUUAAUCAGGAGAGAUAUGCUGAUGAUUGAAAACCAGGUUCCUCUACUGGUGCUGGAGAAAUUGAUAGCUGUUGAAAAAGGAGGCAAGAAUGAAGAGUACAUACACGAGUUGAUACUGAAGUUCUGCACUUCCAACGCAAAAGCCACGAAUAUGGGCCUGGGCCUCCAUGUAUUAGACGUAGUCAGGAAGAGCAUGCUUCACAUCCCACAUCCUCGGCCCAGUUCUUCGACCACACCGGUACCCUUCCCUUCUCUCCCAUCCUUUCCCGCCCACCCAAGCACGGGCGAGAUCAUCCAGUCCGCCUGGGAGCUCUACGAGGCCGGCAUUCGGUUCAAGAAGAGCAAGACCCAGAGCCUCAAAGACAUCAAGUUCCGUCACGGAAUCCUCAGGCUCCCUGUCAUAGUCGUCGACGACACCACUGGUUCCACCUUCCUCAAUCUAAUGGCUUUCGAGCGGCUUCAUGUGGGGGCUGGUAAUGAAGUAACGUCAUAUGUCUGUUUCAUGGACAACCUCAUUGAUUCAGAGAAAGAUGUCAGCCUUCUCCACUCCAAAGGCAUCAUCCAGAAUGCUAUAGGGAGCGAUAAAGCUGCAGCGAAGCUCUUCAAUGAACUCUCUAAGGACGCCACGCUCGAACCAGAUGGUAACCUGGAAGAUGUGCAAAGGAAGGUGAACGACUACUGCAAGAAGCAAUGGAACGAAUGGCGGGCCAACCUCAUACAUACUUACUUCAGGAGUCCAUGGGCUGCUCUCUCCCUCAUCGCUGCCGUUUUCCUUCUGGUCCUUACUGUGCUUCAGACUGUCUACUCUAUUCUUCAAUACUAUUAGAUUGUUAAUCUGUAAUUUAGAUUUCUAUAUCUGUAAUUUUCUAUUAGGAUUUGUUAAUUAGAUGAGGUAAACCUGAUUUUAAAUUAGGAAUCUUCUGAAUAUAGUUUGUAU